Messenger RNA from Phodopus roborovskii (desert hamster), 638 nucleotides. It is a transcript of the gene Ntf4, whose product is annotated as neurotrophin 4. The transcript has a single exon. The record is from RefSeq and is a predicted model, not a curated record. Gene Ontology annotation, cellular component: extracellular region. NCBI's taxonomy places the organism in Eukaryota, Metazoa, Chordata, Mammalia, Rodentia, Cricetidae. Gene Ontology annotation, biological process: positive regulation of peptidyl-serine phosphorylation; nerve development; neuron projection morphogenesis. Gene Ontology annotation, molecular function: nerve growth factor receptor binding; growth factor activity. The coding region runs from base 1 to 630 and encodes 209 amino acids.
AUGCUCCCGCACUACUCCUGGCCGCUCACCCUUUUCCUUCUCCUCCUCCCCGGCGUCCCCAUGGAGCCCCAGCCCCCGUCUUCCACCUUGCCCCCAUUUCUAGCCCCCGAGUGGGACCUCCUGUCUCCCCGCGUGGCCCUGUCAAGGGGCGCCCCUGCUGGGCCCCCGCUCCUCUUCCUGCUCGAGGCCGGAGCCUAUGGGGAGCCGGCAGGGACCCCAGCCAACCGCAGCCGGCGUGGUGUGAGCGAGACCGCGCCCGCGAGCCGCCGGGGUGAGCUGGCCGUGUGCGACGCGGUGAGCGGCUGGGUGACCGACCGGCGCACGGCCGUGGACUUGCGUGGCCGGGAAGUGGAGGUGCUGGGCGAGGUGCCGGCGGCAGGUGGCAGUCCCCUGCGGCAGUACUUCUUCGAGACGCGCUGCAAGGCCGAAGGCGCUGGGGAAGGAGGCCCGGGGGUGGGCGGCGGGGGCUGUCGCGGUGUGGACCGGAGGCACUGGCUGUCUGAGUGCAAGGCCAAGCAGUCCUAUGUGCGGGCGUUGACCGCAGACUCCCAGGGCCGAGUGGGCUGGCGCUGGAUUCGCAUCGACACCGCUUGCGUCUGCACGCUCCUCAGCCGAACAGGCCGGGCCUGAGGGCCCCA